AUGGAUGAUAGCAAGGUGCGGCGGAUGCCUGAUCCUAGGAUCGGCGCUGGGGCAGUACUGCGCACACCUUCCAAGGGCGAUUCCGAGACUGCGCGGAAAGGCUGCUCUCAGCGCAACUCGGGUGACUACGAGUGUUACUGUACGAAGACGAGCAAGAGCCGCAUGGAUGGACAGCCCGUUCUUGGCCACAGCAUAUUGAUGCACGCGUCGCUCCCAGGCACGUCCCUGGCUCUUGUGCUCUUCCGCGACAUGUCUCGCAAACGUACUCGGGCCCAAGCAUUCGCAGAAAGUGUGCUCACGGAGGAGCUCUCUAGCCCAGCAGAACACGAGCCAAUGGAGGAGACGGAGGAGCAGAAGGCGGCGAGAAGGGAGAAGGAGCUUGAAAUAUGGGAAGCGGUCAAAGAGGAAUACUACGAGGUUGUCGAUCAGCUACCUACCUCGUUGGAGCGAUACUUUCGUCUCAUCCAGCAACUUGAUAAACAAUCUGUAGAACACACUGCUGAGAUUCUGCCCACCCUGCAAAGUUAUGCCUCUCUCAGGCGGUCGUUGAUACCACGCGCGACUUCAGACAAUACGGACGAUGUCAUCCAUGGACAAGCACUAUCAGAGGCUCAAGGCAAAACAGACGUACCUGAUAUAUCUUCGUCUGGUGAUGAUGAGCAGAAGGACGCCAUGCACGAGGGAGUAGAAAUACCUCGGGAUACAGCCAAGGCCUCAGUUACGCCACCGCCGUCGGCCAGGACAGCCAGAGCAACGCCUUCAGUCGGAUCCAACGACAGUCGAGGACUUAUCUCGCACCUUGGAUAUAUUUUGGAAGAGAAUGUGCGAGUGUCCGAGGAAAAAGUUAACCUUGCCAAUGCCGCAUAUGAAUCCGUUGAAAGGCAGAUCCGCUUUCUUGACCAGGCUAUCAAAGAACAGGAGACGUCUCUCACUCUCGGGCUCCGUCCAGGCACCCAUCCGACCUCUAUUGUAUUGCCGGACGUUCCAGUCGCACGAAGAGGACAAAGAGCGAACCACCCUAACAUCGAUUCCAACAACGUGGUCUUGGAUUCGACUAGCUUAGCUGAACGAGGACGACCGUCCAGAAAAGGCGGUCAUAGGGGCAACAAGAAGUCCCGCGACACGUCACCACCCGCAUCUCCGUUGAAGGUCACCAUCCCCGCCGUAAAUCAAACGUCAAACAAUAUCGAUCUGGAACCUCGUUACUGCCUCUGUCAUCAAGUUUCGUACGGGCAGAUGAUUGGAUGUGACAACCCUAGUUGUCCAUAUGAAUGGUUCCAUUACGACUGCGUCAACGUCACUGCACCCCCGAAAAACAAUGCUAAGUGGUAUUGUCCUGUAUGUAGGGACUCCAAAAAGGGUCAAAACAAACGCUCCGGCAAAUCAAGGUGA
Messenger RNA from Punctularia strigosozonata HHB-11173 SS5, 1392 nucleotides. RefSeq lists its product as uncharacterized. Bases 1 to 1392 code for a protein of 463 amino acids. Lineage: Eukaryota; Fungi; Basidiomycota; Agaricomycetes; Corticiales; Punctulariaceae. The transcript is spliced from 6 exons. Gene Ontology annotation, biological process: regulation of DNA-templated transcription. The record is from RefSeq and is a predicted model, not a curated record. Gene Ontology annotation, cellular component: nucleus.